This is a messenger RNA of Lymnaea stagnalis (great pond snail), 24879 nucleotides long. Lineage: Eukaryota; Metazoa; Mollusca; Gastropoda; Lymnaeidae. The record is from the annotation of a GenBank genome assembly.
GCUCAGUUAGCAGUAGUGUGUCCGACGUCCAGGUGUUUUCGGAUGGGGAUACCAGCUCGCACGUUCAUUUGAGACGACCGCCUGUCACUCGACAACCCGGAGCGGGGUUGUCAACACGAUUGCGUUGUCUAAACAUGGAGCAUGUACGUGCAGUGGACUGUGUUUGAGCAGAGGAUAUGUGAGUAGUGGGACGCACUGUGUUCAACACACCGUAAUGAUGUAUUGUAUGCGUUUAGAUAACUUUUCGAUCAUUUCAUUUCCGAGCAGGGUUGUGUGGCGGUAGGCGGUGGCGUAGCUAGGGUAAGAGUGCCGCCAGGGCUGGGGCCAAUCUUUUUCCGCCGACCAUUUUUCUACGAAAAGCGUUCUGUGGUUGGCCGAAAAUGCCGCGCUUCAAUAUAAGGGUAAAGAGCGCCCAUACCUCCCACCCCCGGGGCUGAUCGUCCCCACCAUGCCCCACUUACUACGUCAUUUGUCAAAGGUAAUGUACUUGGUAUCCUUUCAUUAUGAUAAUUCAGAUCUGCAGCCACACAAUUAUCUUCGUUUCGAGAUGGAAAAGGUUAUUGUGAGGGAGGGGGGGGCAGGUAGUCAUUCUAUUGCUAAUCUUUAAAAAUACUUGACGGUCUUUAACAUUAAGAAUAUGUUGUUGUUAUUUUAAAAAAAAAACUUAUUUAUCUAUCCAAAACGUUUUUGAAGUUUUCAGCCGACCCUUUAAUUGGUCUCCACGUAAGCAGGGUGGGAUUUUUUUGUUUUAUUUAUUUUUUAAAAAAAGCAACAUAUGUCACCUUUUUUUUAGCAUUUAAACUUUCGAAUCAGUGGCGUAGAAAGUGCGUGCGGGAAGGGGGCAGGCUGUCCGGGGUGACCCCUCCCCCCCCCUUUUUUUUUCUUCUUUAUAUGGAAGGAUGCGAGUUUCGCCCAGAAUCAGUUUGAUUUUUUUUUAAAAUUUUCUUUGACAUUUCGGAUCUCUGUUUAUUGCCUAAUUCACUUUUAUCAAAUGGAUCACAGAAUCACAUUACACAUUUUAAAUGUAAGACAACAGCUCCUCCUUUACAGCUGAAAGUAGGAUAAUUAUAAACGCAAUAAUCGUGUUCCUUAAAAUUAUAAUCAUAUCCGCAGGAAUAUAGAUAAAGACAGCCUCCAUUUAUAACACAUGGCUGAUGCAUCUUCUUGUCUCGCCAUGACUCUUUUUACUUCUCGUGCAGAAUCUCGUAUUCUCUCGAACGUGUUAAAAAAUUGAUUGUCUAAAUUACGAGACAUUACGUAUACGAAUUUUAAAAAAAUAUUGGUAGCUAAAUUGCUAAUGAAUAAACAUAGCUGUCUUUUUUUUUUUUGUUUAAUUACUCAAAAUUGCAAUCUAUCUCCUAUUCAUUUUACAUUUUAUUAUAUUUAGUCAUUUAAAAAAAAAUUCUGCCUUUUUAUAUACUAAGAAUUAUUUAAUAUUAUUUGCAUAUAUUGAUAAUGCCUCUCCAAUGUGUCUGUUUCAUAUUGACGGAAUAGAGUGGAAAACUACCUAAAUUGCUCGACAUAUACAAUAGUCAAGCGUGAAUAAUUCAUGAUGUGAGAUACGGCACGUGUUGUUUCCCCGCCACCUACUGUGAACGGUCACUGCAGCGUGCCUAGCACUGACACUGCCUGCGUUCGUUGGGCUCUGUCAGGGUCCGUUUUUAUCACUAGUUAUAAAUUAUUUGUAUGCCUAGAACCAAAAGACUUGUCCAAAAAAAAAUAUAUUAAAAAUAAGUUGUAUUUCCAGGGUCAGGUCUUGUCCAAACACUAAUUAAAAAUACGUUGUAUAUCUAGAGUCAUGACUUGUCAGCAGGGCCGGAUUAAGCCAUCUUGAUGCCCUAGGCACAAACCCACGUGGGUGCCCCCUACAGUCCCGGCCCCCCCCCCCCGAUCCUCCACUGACUGCUGGUAUGUUCAAUAUUAUGCAAAAACCAAACAGUUGUGAAAUGUAAACACAUAUGUUUGUAUUACUAUCACUCAUAUAAAACCUACAAGAAGGUAUUUAUGUAUUAAAAUUAAUAGUUAAUUAUUUUUGUAAUACUAGUAGACAAAAAUACUGUAACUUUUUUGAUAGAUAAGAAAGUCAGAGAGAGCACACAUUUACAUUUUAAAGUUCUUUUUUCUAGAUUUACGUCUGGCAAAGUUUUUGAGUACAUCAUCAAAGUUAAUUUUGCGCAACAAGUCUGCCUCAAUCAUCAGCAAAGAUAAGAAAUCAAGCCUUUCUUGUUUCAUUUUCGAUCUACUUGGAUUUUUUUGUACGUUUCAACUGAGAAAAAGAGUCCUCAGUUAAACAGUUCGUAACCAUUAAUGUUAAAAAUAUGCGCAAGGCGAUUUCUACAUUUGGAAAAGCACACUCGAUGUUGUCUCUAACUUACUUUGUAGAGUUCUGCAUGACUGAACGUGUUGUUCUCAGAUUUUGAUGCACUAAACUUGUGGCGAAUACAUGAGUGGCACUGUUGUAUUUAAGUACAUACAUUAUUGUUCAGAUCUUCAGAAUAAGCAUUUAUUAGUCCUUCACAACACUGAGAUUUUUGUGGUACAUCGACCAAACAAGAAAAUCGAACUGCUAGAUCAUUAUAUACCUGUCCUCGUCUACUCAUCUCUGCCUCAAGUUUGUCAACAAUGGUGUAGAAAGCAGAUAUAUGAAAUUUGUCUCUGACAUUCUGAGAUACCUCAGGGGCAUCACCAUCAAUGACCACUGUCUUUCGUUUACGGUGUUUCUGCUUCUCUUCUGGUGUCCCCCUUCUGUGACUGGUCUUCUUGUAGUCUAGGACUACUCUAGUGACUAAUUAAACUCAAGUCCAUGGCAAGGAGCCAAGGCUUGUCUAAACAUCAGUAAACAAACAUAGUCAAUCUAGCCAAGGAAUUGAUGAACUCACAAUCUCAUCAUUAAAACAUAAUCAUCACAUUGGACUUUAAAGAAGAAAAAAAUCAAUAGCUUUGUACUUUAAAAUUCGUGUGCUGAUAUCCUGUUGUAACGUGAAUAUCCAGAAUUCAUGUUUACUGCGGGCUGAACAAUUUGUUAACCCAGACUCAAUGUUGUUGCGAGGGGAGUACGCCUCACAAAGGAGGACACAAUAACUCGUCAGAUGCAUACCAUUUUGUUUCCUCUGUUCUAAGCAACAGUUUGAUUAAGAUUCUCAAACUGAACUUACGUCCCUGCUGCUGAACGUACACAAUAUUCACACACAAAAAGAAAACACACGUCGUUCAGCACAGUGGAGUUGUUAGCGUAAGUGCCGCCCGGGGCGUGACAAGGUAUAUUUCCGCCCACCCACAAAAAAAAGAAAGAUGGCUAAGAUAACUAUCUAUUGAUAUAGAGAAGAAAAAAAGGUGCCCCCCUCCCCCAUGGGCGGGCUGUCCCCCCAUUCCCACCCUUCCCACGUAAGCUGUUCAGCACACCAGCCUUGAUGUUACUGUUCUAAAAAUCAUGUUUUGUUGAAUAUGAGUUUAGGGCUGAAUAUGAGUUUAGGGCUGUAAGCCAAUUCAUUAUUAUUCUUUUUGUAAGCAUAUAUCCACUGGAUUAUUCUAUAAUCAUGGUGAUUAGAGAUUUAAUGAACACGAUUAAGACAUAUAAAGCGUUUUCCAGCAGAUAGAAAACUCUACCCAACAUAAUAACACAUUUUCCAAAUUGUUUCUUCUUUUUUUUUCUGAAGGGGGCUUUUUGCCGAUACCUUCAUCGUUUCGUGUUAAUGUUUCUAUAGAUUGUCUCGCCUAGCCCGGGUGUAUUUAAUUAACUUUAAGGCAAUGGAGGUGGCAUUUAAUAAUCAGCGUGCUCUGUCGAGACUUUUAUAUACAUUCAAUUGGUGUCUGGAUUUCUAUCCCACCAAAGUCUAGACAAGCAAAUACAUCACCAGCACCCAAGGUGAAUGGGACUCAUUAGCUUCGGAAAACACUUAAUUCAAUCCCUGACAGGUAAACAUCAGGCUAGCAAAGCCAGCAGUAACUGUGGUUAAAUUGAAUACGUGGGUGUGGAAUAAUCUUAAACUAACUGAUAUUACAAAACGUAGCGUCCAUCAGGCAUUUGUGUUUAGUACGCACCUAUAUGGCAGUGAAGUUUGGACCACAUAUACCAGUCUUUAGCGGAAACUCAACAGCUUCCAUGAAAGAUGUCUGCGUUACACUUUACGAAUUCGAUGGCAGGACAAGGUGCCUAACGCAGAGAUUUUGGAACGUGCACAAAUGUGUAGCAUUUGUUCAACUUUUGGCCGGGGGCGCCAUCGCUGCUUAAGCCAUGUAAGGAGAAUGGAGGGAGGCCGUAUUUUAAAAGAUAUGCUGUACGGAGAGUUGUCAGAAAGGACAAGACUUAUUGAACGGCCACGAAUUGGAUUUAUGGACGUUAGAUAAAGGGAAGCCAACGUCAUCUUGUCACACAAAACCACAUGAUAUCUCGCCACAACAAGCCGCAUGAUAUCUCGCCACACAAAGCCGCAUGAUAUCUCGCCACACAAAGCCGCAUGCUGUUUUCUCGCACAAAACAUAAUUUUGUCUUGUCACACCAAACAACAAGUUAUCCUGCCACACCAAACCACAUGAUGUCUCGCCACACCAAACCACAUGAUUUCGUGUCACACAAAACAACGUGUUAAAUUUUCACACUAUACCUCGUUGCAUGGGCGCCCCCAGAAAACUUUCCAGGGGGGGGGAGGCGGGGCAAAAAAUUUUUAGUAAUGUUUUAAUAUAGUUUUAAUUUACUGUAGCGUAUUUGUAUGGUGAAGGAACGGACAGGACAUCAGCUUAGUUACUUUCUCUUUAUUUUCUCUUUACUUUAAUCAUUUUUGUGUCUAUUUUUAUCUAAAAAAUUUUUAUCCAAUCAAUCCAGGGGGAAGGGCAAGUGCCUACCUGCAGGCGCCCAUGCCUCGUUGUAUCUCACCCCCCACAAAACAACUGGGGCAUCCGGAAAUUAAGGUCAAUCAAUCCAUAAAUCUUUUUAUUUUUUUAAAAAAAUAAACAAUUAACUAUUAAUCGAAUUUUGAAUUGUCAGACGAUACAAACAUGGCCAAUCAUCGGGCAACAAGUAGCAGUUACUCUGAACGAUGAUCAGUUCGCAGACUCAUGUUAGUAGUGACGGUGUCAAUGAAACCAUAUUAGAAUCUAAUUCAAGGCGUAUGAAGGUCACGGGGUCUGACUUAGAACAAGGCGUUGAAGGCCCUGAUUAUGAACUAAACCACUUGUUUUAAAAUAAAAAUAAAAAAAGAAGAAGAUUGGGAAAGUUGUUGAAUCAGUUGAUCCACUACAACAGUGGGAGGUUGAUAAACACUGAUUGACAUUAUUGGCCAAGGCAUGUCUGUAUAUACCAGCCUCGUGAGAUCAGUAUGGACGUUUAUUUAGCCCUGCUGGGUACAUUGUCAAUAAGACACGCUCAUCCUUAGGACCAAAAUAUACUGUCAUACACCGAUCUGCUGGUCUGCUUGGGUAGUUGGUUAUCUGAUGACAUUAAAACGGGAACAGGCUUGUGCAUAUUUAGUUCAUGAAAUCUAUACAUUUUUGGGGGGUUCGUAUCUGUAACUACUAAAGUUUUUAAAUGUAAUCGAAAAUAACCAGCCCCCCCCCCACAAAAAAAAAACGUGUUAUUUUCUCAGACCGAGCAACGUGUCAUCUAGGCCAAACAAAACCCCCAGGUUAUCUUGUAAUGUGAAACCACAUUUUAUCUAGCCGCACCAAACCAUAUGUUGACUUGUUUCACCAAACAACGUGCUAUGUGGUCCCAAUAAACCACGUGCUAUCUCGUCACACCAAAUAACGUGCUGUCUCCGUCACACCAAUCCACGUGCUAUCUCGUCACACCAAAUCAGGUGCUAUCUCGUCAAACCAAAUCACGUGCUGUCUCGUCAAAACAAACCACGUGCUAUCUCGUCACACCAAAUCACGUGCUAUCUCGUCACAUCAAAUCACGUGCUUUCUCGUCACCCCAAAUCACGUGCUAUCUUGUCACACCAAUCCACAUGCUAUCUCGUCACACCAAACCGCGCGCUAUCUCGUCCACACCAAAUCACGUGUUAUUUCGUCAGAAUAAAAUCAAUUUAAGGCAGUGGCAAAGAAUGAUGUGUUCAAGAAUGACGUCUUCAUAAACACUUCAAAAAUAUCAAGUACAUACUUUUCAUCUAUAUGCUCAGUGACCCGCCCCCCCCCCUUUUUUUUCCAACCUCCGGGGCCAUCGUUCCACACUUCCCCUUACCCUCUACCUGCCCCUUUAGUGGGUUGUGACAGAAACUAUAUUAAUUCAUUUCAACUUUAAGUUAUUAUCUGGGUUUAACUGCGAGUGAAGGAACAUUAGCAAAUUCUAACAGUCAACUGGUCCUCAAAUCCUACACCAUGUUGAAAUGUUGAGAGACAAGAGGCCCACCCCCCCCCCCCCCCCCCCCAAAAAAAAAAAGAAUUAUAUAAUUGAAUACAAAAGUAUAUGUUCUAUACCAUAUAUGUUUUAAUGUUAAACUGAUCUAUUGCUUCCAAAGUCAGUCUGAUUAAUGUUUUUUUUUCUCUGCCAUCAACUAAAAUGUCCAUCGUUGUUCAAAGUGACAUUGAUGGAAUGCUGUACUGUAAGCCAGGCUAGGAAAAACGACAGCAAUCAAUUAAUGGGUUGGUGCUUUAGUGUUGAUGUGUCAUUUGCAAUCAUAGGUUGGUUUUGUUUUUUUUUGUUUACAUGAUGUGUUUUUAGAUCGCUAAAAAUUAGUGAUGCUGUGUUUUCAUUGGCAGUUAUGUUGAAUGUGACCCGAUGUUAUGAUAUCACUGCUAGUUGUGUCGAAUGUGACCCGGUGUUAUGAUAUCACUGCUAGUUGUGUCGAAUGUGACCAGGUGUUAUGAUAUCACUGCUAGUUGUGUCGAAUGUGACCCGGUGUUAUGAUAUCACUGCUUGAUGGCCUGGUUCUUGCCUGGUAAUAUGUUUUCAUAGCUACUUGGGCUGGCUCACAUUUGGUGUUAUGUUAUCAUAGCUUCUUGGACUGGCUCACAUUUGGUGUUAUGUUAUCAUAGCUACUUCGACUGGCUCACAUUUGGUGUUAGUUAUCAUAGCUACUUGGGCUGGCUCACAUUUGGUGUUAUGUUAUCAUAGCUACUUGGACUGGCUCACAUUUGGUGUUAUGUUAUCAUAGCUACUUGGACUGGCUCACAUUUGGUGUUAUGUUAUCAUAGCUACUUGGACUGGCUCACAUUUGGUGUUGUAUUAUCAUAGCUACUUGGGCUGGCUCACGUUUACUGUUAUGUUAUCAUAUCUACUUGUACUGGCUCACGUUUGGUGUUAUGUUAUCAUAGCUACUUGGACUGGCUCAUAUUUGGUGUUAUGUUAUCAUAGCUACUUGGACUGGCUCACAUUUGGUGUUUUGUUAUCAUAGCUACUUGGACUGGCUCACAUUUGGUGUUAUGUUAUCAAAGCUACUUGGGCUGGCUCACAUUUGGUGUUAUGUUAUCAUAGCUACUUGGACUGGCUCACAUUUGGUGUUAUGUUAUCAUAGCUACUUGAACUGGCUCACAUUUUCUGUUAUGUUAUCAUAGCUACUUGGACUUGCUCACAUUUGGUGUUAUGUUAUCAUAGCUACUUGGACUGGCUCACAUUUUGUGUUAUGUUAUCAUAGCUACUUGGGCUGGCUCACAUUUGGUGUUAUGUUAUCAUAGCUACUUGGGCUGGCUCACGUUUACUGUUAUGUUAUCAUAGCUACUUGGGCUGGCUCACGUUUACUGUUAUGUUAUCAUAGCUACUUGGGCUGGCUCACGUUUACUGUUAUGUUAUCGUAGCUACUUGGACUGGCUCACAUGUUUUGUUAUGUUAUCAUAGCUACUUGGGCUGGCUCACAUUUGGUGUUAUGUUAUCAUAGUUACUUGGACUGGCUCACAUUUGGUGUUAUGUUAUCAUAGCUACUUGAACUGGCUCAAAUUUGGUGUUAUGUUAUCAUAGCUACUUGGACUUGCUCACAUUUGGUGUUAUGUUAUCAUAGCUACUUGGACUGGCUCACAUUUUGUGUUAUGUUAUCAUAGGUACUUGGGCUGGCUCACAUUUACUGUUAUGUUAUCAUAGCUACUUGGGCUGGCUCACGUUUACUGUUAUGUUAUCAUAGCUAAUUGGGCUGGCUCACGUUUACUGUUAUGUUAUCAUAGCUACUUGGGCUGGCUCACGUUUACUGUUAUGUUAUUAUAGCUACUUGGACUGGCUCACAUUUGGUGUUAUGUUAUCAUAGCUACUUUGGCUGGCUCACAUUUGGUGUUGUGUUAUCAUAGCUACUUGGGCUGGCUCACAUUUUCUGUUAUGUUAUCAUAGCUACUUGGACUGGCUCACAUUUGGUGUUAUGUUAUCAUAGCUACUUGGGCUGGCUCACAUUUGGUGUUAUGUUAUCAUAGCUGCUUGGGCUAGCUCACGUUUACUGUUAUGUUAUCAUAGCUACUUGGACUGGCUCACAUUAGGUGUUAUGUUAUCAUAGCUACUUGGGCUUGCUCACGCCUGGUGUUAUGGUAUUGCAACAUGUGGGUGAAUAGACUAUAUUUAAAUAAGCUCAAGAAAUACUAGAUUGUGAACCAUAGAACACGAGAGUAUGAGGAUGGUUCAGCCAUAAUUGAAGACAUAGAAUUACUGAAUAAUUUUUGACAAUUGAACAAGGAAGUGUUAGUUAUUUGAACUACCCAAUGACGUGUUAAGAUCAUAAAAGUGUACUGGAGGAUCUACGAUUUUAUACUUUUUAUUGUUAUGGGAGUAUUUCAAUAAAAGUGAAGUGUGUGAAAACUGUACUUGAUAUUUUCAUUAUGGAGUGCGGUGAGAGUCGUGUGCAUGCCUGGGAGUGGCGAUAGGGUGAGCAUCCAUAGAGUUGUGAAGAGAAUUGAGUUCAUGCGUAGAGGGCAUCCGUGUAGUUGUGAAGAGAAAUUUGUUCAUGCAUAGAGGGCAUCUAUAUAGUUGUGAGGAAUAUUGUGCUCAUGCAAAGAGAUCAUGCAUAUACUUGUGAAGAAUAUUGUGUUCAUGCGUAGAGGGCUUCCAUGAAGUUGUAAAGAAUAUUAUGUUCAUGCAUAGAGAUCAUCUCCAUUGUAAUAGUGAAGAAUAUUGUGUUCGUGUAUGUGACAGGUGGUUUGAGGUUCAAUGUAUGAGAAGAACAGCUAAAUGUUAAAUUCUGUUACAAUAUAGACAUGGUUAAAAGUUACAGCCAUCAGUGCUUACUAGGACGGAAAAAGCUUGCUGUUGUGUUAUCAAAGCUAGGUAUAAUAAUGAUCACGCUUAGUGUUAAGGUAUCAUCGCUAGUUAUGAAAGAUAACCUUUGGUGUAAUGCUACCAUUGCUAAUUAUCGCUAGCUAUGCGCCCCCCAAACCCGCAGACGGUCGUACGCAAGACCCACGACUCAGCCAUGGAAAAAUAGAACGCUUUGCUCCAAUCAGAACAAUCAGACCAGACAUUAAUGGAUUGUGACCCACGACUGAAGAAUAUCAAUGUUGUAAAAAGUGUGUGUGUGUGGGUGGGGGGGGGCUUUUAAGGGUGUGCGAAUAGAAAGGUGAUUGAUAAACAAUACUGACGUAAAGGUGUCAACAAACAAUGCCUACAUGAAGGAGUUGAUAAACAAUGCUAACAUAAAGGUGUCAAUAAAAAAUACUGACAUAAUAAGGUGUCAAUAAAUAAUACUGACAUGAAGGUAUCAAUAAACAAUGCUGACAAUCUUGACCUUGGACUUAUUAUCGUCAGUCUCAAGUAGAGCUUAUCGAUGACUUUGAACUAUCCACCUCACUGUGAGAUAGACCGCACGUAAAGGGAAAUAUCUUCAUUAAGUUACAUGUACGGCCAUGGUAAGAGCACUUCGUUUGUUUGUUUUUUUUCUUCAUCGUAUCCGUGUCAACGGAUUUGCCUUACCACAAUCACCGACUACAACUCGAAGCGCCUUUUCCAUCGCAUUCGUGAGAGUGAAUAUCUCCAAAUACUCAUCGUAUUGACCUGCAAACCUUUUUUUUCCACGUUAGACAUUGUCUUUACGUGUCCGCGACUACUCACUCGUUAUACCCGGUGAUCAAUACAAAUUCGUAUUCACUGCAGUUCUGCGCAGGAGAACAUCAGGCAAUUUGUUUCGUCCGGGGCUGUCGCCACCCACUUCAUUUUGAGUAUUGAGUGGUAUCGGUUUAUUUUUAUUAUCCCAGUGCAUUCGGCACAAUUUUAUUUUUUACGAAGGACACAUCUCGCGAAAGAGGAAGAGGUUAAUCCAAACCAAACUGUUGGGUCAGAUGGAGCAUGCGUUAUUUGAAGCACUGAGUUGAGAUACAAUUGAUAACUGUAAAGGAAAAUUUUUUUUAAAAACUUGGGAACUUGCAGCAUUAGUCAUAAGCUUUACCUAAAACGUAUUGACCUUUUAAAGUGUUCUAAAUGGCAAUCUAUCAGACCAUAAAUGGUAUUAACAUUCCCCUGUCUGUUGAUUUACAACAAAAAAAAAAUAUACCGUUUAAAGCUGGUGUGUCUUGCCUCUAGCCUAAUCCUUCUUGGUGUUUUUUGCAUUCGCUGACUCUUGGCUUCCUAGGUAAUCCUUGCAGUCUCUGACUCUUGGCUUCCUUGGUGUUUAUUGCUUCCUCUGACUCUUGGCUUCCUUGGUGAUCCUUGCUUCCUCUGACUCUUGGCUUCUUUGGUGUUUCUUGCUUCCUCCGACUCCUGGCUAUCUUUUUUUUUCUUUUUGGCAUCCUUGAAUCCUGGCUUCAUACAUUCCCACAACUACUGACACACAACUACUGACACACAACUACUGACACACAACUACUGACACACAACUACUGACACCCAACUACUGACACACAACUACUGACACACAACUACUGACACACAACUACUGACACACAACUACUGACACCCUUGACGUUUCUUCCUUCUUCCGACUUUUCCCUUCCUUCCAGUAGUUUUGUAUAGAGGUCACUUCCAGAAAGAGACAUACUUUGAAAGGCUUUCAUUUCUUCAUCCUUUUGAUAGUCUUAAUGUAGGCUGUAGCAAGCCCGUAGCUAUAUAUACAACAGAAUAAACUGGAAAGAGAUCCAAUCGAACCACGAGUUAAUAAAAUUUCAUUUUAGUAAAGUAAAUAACUAAAACAAAUAAUAUUAAUGAAAUCAACUUUUUUACGAUAUCCUCUUAGAAAUAAGUCGAUUGAUUUUAAACUCUGCUGCUGCAUCCUUUUGCUUAUCUUUCAAAUGUUCUUUUCACUACAAUUAUAUAUACUUAAUUAUUAGUCUACAUAAGUCUUUAUUUUAUUUUAUUAUUUUUUUUUUUUUUGUUUUUUUUGAAAAAUCAUUAUUUUCAAUAAAAAAUAAACUGCUGCAUCCUUUUGCUUAUCUUUCAAAUGUUCUUUUCACUACAAUUAUAUAUACUUAAUUAUUAGUCUACAUAAGUCUUUAUUUUAUUUUAUUAUUUUUUUUUUUUUUGGUAUUCUUGAAAAAUCAUUAUUUUCAAUAAAAAAUAACGCUAUAAAAUUCAUCAAACAGCAAGUAUGUUUGGAAUUAAUCAAUUUGUUAAUUUCAUUUACAUAAGAAGGGCCUCUGUCCGACCACUGAUUGAACAGCAUGGAAAAUUUAAUUCGCCUGCAAUUUUUUUUUUUUUUUUUUUUUUUUUUUUUAUUUUUUUUUUUUUUUUUUUUUUCUUUUUUUUUUUUUUUUUUUUUUUUUUUUAAAUUAUUUUUUUUGUUAUCGUUCCAUAUUCUGUUGGUUUAAAGAGUUGUGAAUUUCAGAGCAUACCGUUACCGGUAAGAACAACUACUUCAGUGAGACUUUUAUAUUAAAAAAAAAAACCCACUUAAAACUAUCCUAUACCAACCUAUGGUUUAAAGUCAUUGAAAAACUAAAUGAAUACGUCUUCAACGCCAUUAACGUGACGCUAAACAAUGCUGGCGUCGGUGGUCUAAUCCUGGCGUCGGUGGUCUAAUCCUGGCGUCGGUGGUCUAAUCCUGGCCGUACACUGUACUAUACGGUGUAUAUGGACGCAUCAUGUCUAUGUUCAAAUGUUUUGAAGUUGAAAACUUAAAAAAAAAACACACACAAAAAAACAAAAGAAAAAACAUGGGUACACAAAAUAUGUUCUCUCUUUUUACUCUGUCUCUCUCUGUGCUAUGUUUCAUGGUAACGACCUGCAAACCCUUUCUUCCACGUUAGGCAUUGUCUUUACGUGACACGCCCAAGAGGUGGCAUCAGUGUAAAUGUGUCGAAAUACUGGGCAACGCCCCUGUUCGCUAACGCAUGCGGACUGCAACGAUGGAGAAGAACGAGAACAGGUUACCAGGGUCGGCUCUUCGUAGGGAAAGGUGAUGCCUAUAAAUUUUCUUUUUAAUUGAUAAAAUAAUGUCUGCAUCAUUAUUAAAUUCAAAGUCGGUCAGUAGGAGCAGUCUCAAAAGAAGUAGAAGAUUUACCAUUUUUACUUUUAAAUGUUAAUUAGGGGACAGCAUGUGGCGGUACAAUUUAUCGUCUUAUGCUGCGCUUAAAUUUCAAAUUUAAAAAAAAAAAAUGUCUCUAAUGUCUCUUAAACAGUUUUUAUUACUUUAUUGUAUUGCUUGCCUGUUAGGACAUGGAUAGGUCACAACGUGGAGGGCUAAAAUAAAUUUGUCACACAAUUUGCUGGCAUCCGUCCGUCACAAUGUGACGAUGGAGUGGGCUUCGGAGGACGAAAUCCACAUGGCCUGGGAUUAUACUUCAAGCUGGUUCCCAACAGCUAAUCGCCUCUCUCCACGCCGCUGGGUAACCCAAGGGAACAUCAUUGGAUAAUACGGCUUGGCACCAGUGACGUCGCAGGAGUUGGAAUUUUUCAUUCUAUCAAUGUUAUCCGCCUUUUGGGACUCCAGCUCCGGGUUUGAUUUCAGAGUUGCCUUUUCUUAGAUGAGUUGCCAUCCAAGGUUAACGAGUCCCAUCCACCCGGGGUGCUGGGGGUGUUUUUGCUUGACUGGGCUCUGGCUGGAAUUGAACUCCAGACCACAACCUUGAGAUUUGCUCAGUUUCGACCACUCGGCCACCAAGCACCCGAUAUCCUUUUUAAAAAAAAAAAAAGCAGCAGAUGUGUGUACAAUAAUCAAAUCAAGAUUUUAACAUUGUCAUCAGACUCUAACUGAUCUCUGACCGGCUAACUGGCUGGAAUUGAACUCCAGACCACAACCUUGAGAUUUGCUCAGUUUCGACCACGCGGCCACCAAGCACCCGAUAUCCUUUUUAAAAAAAAAAAAAGCAGCAGAUGUGUGUACAAUAAUCAAAUCAAGAUUUUAACAUUGUCAUCAGACUCUAACUGAUCUCUGACCGGCUACAGUACGAUGGCGCCUUCUUCACCGUACCGUCUAACAUCCUAUCAUCUUCUUUAUUUUUUUUUUUUGGCUUCCGCAUGUCCCCGCUUAGUUCCACCUGCUCCACGUCCUCUUUCUUCUGAUCUACGCCCUUUUCAACCCUGGUCCACGUCGUCCUUCUUCCUCUCCACGCCCUCUUCUCCCCUGCUCCACGUCCUCUCUGUUCUGAUCCCUGCUCUCUUCACCCCUGCUCCACGUCCUCUAUCUUCUGAUCCCUGCUCUCUUCACCCCUGCUCAACGUCCUCCUUCUUCCUAUCCACGCCCCCUUCCCCCUGAUCCACGCCCUCUUCCCCCUGAUCCACGCCCUCUUCCCCCUGAUCCACGACCUCUUUCCCCUGAUCCACACCCUCUGCCCCCCUUUAUUUACGCCAUUGUUCGUCUAAUCCCCUCCCUCUUAACCCAAUGAUCCACGCCCUCUUCCCCCUGAUCCACGCCCUCUUCUGAAUGAUCCACGCCCUCUUUAUUCCGAUACCCGCCCACUUUCACCCGAUCUGCGUCCUGUUUCCUCUGAUACCCCCCUCCCUCCCUCUUCCGUAACCCCACACCUCAUACUGGCCGUACUUUAAAGCACCACCCACCAGCAGUGUGGGUGGGUGGGUGGCGUGAGACACCGUAACAACAUUGCGUCGGCGGUGCAGAGUUUCGAAAUGGCCAGCAACGCUAUACGUCCACGAAGCUAGUAGAGUUAUAUUUCCAAAACUUCUCUUUACAAACAACCCAAGCCAGCUUAGGGGGACUAAUUUUUUUUGUAUAAAGAAAAACAGUAAGCGGUCGUGCACGAAUCUCAUUAGAACCUUCAUAGCGUACCAUCUUCCCCCAGACCCCCCCCCCCCCCCACACUUGUAAAACUAAAACUUCGCCGCUGAGACAGCAGCCCCCCACCCCCCGCCCAGCGUAGGGCAACUAUAUGAAUAAAUGAAACCGAAUUGGACAAAGGUCAAUCCGGUAAAUGCCAUAGGGGGGGGGUGGAAAGGGGUGAAAAUAAAACUUCUUUGGGAAAAAAAAAAUCAAUGGGUUUUCUCAUUAGACCUGGCAAUGUGUUACAAUAACAUUCGUUUCUUGACUGCACCUGGACUCAAUCAGAAAGUGAUUGUUUCAAUCAAAUACAUACAGCAAAAAUGUAAGCAACUUUAACGAAUUUUUCCAUGUGGAAAUUUACCAAAUAUGAGAAGCAGUGUAAACAUUUGUUGGAAUAAUUGAAAAACAUGAAUACAGGUUAAGUCCAUAUAUUUGUUAUUGCACUGUAACCAUACGCGGUCAAUUUCCCAACUAUGUACGAAGUAAUUGAUAACCGUAAAGACAACAUAUCAAUGGUGACUUGUUUGUGUAUUGAGGAGUUUGUGUGUGUGUGUCUGUGUGUCUUUAGGAUUGGCGUGUGUAUUUGUGUGUUUUUGUGAGUGUGCACGUGUGUGGUUGUGACUUUCUCUGUGUGUAGGUAUACAUAAUAUGGGAUUGCGGACUUGUGUGUGUUUGCAUGGAUGUUUUUGAGCGUGUGUCAGUAUUUGUGUGUGUGUGUGUGCGCAUGUGUGUGAUUAUGUGCGUGAGUGUUUUUUGUGCGUGCCGGUGUCUACGUUUGUUUGUCUAUGCUAUAUAAGUGUGUCUAUGCUAUAUAAAUACAUCAACUCCACCUUUACAUUCCCCCAUGGAUUGCCUCUGCGUAACAUUUCGCACCCAUUAGUCAAAUGUUGACAGAGCUUCUACUAUCAAACCAUUCCCCCCCCCACCCCCAACAUUGUCACGUUAGCUUGAGCCGUAUUUGCACAGGCUGUUAACGUAUCAGUCCGUUAAGCAUGGAAAGAGCUUUCAACGUAUCCGUGGAACGUCCAAGCUGUUUAAAAAUGCCCUGAACAAAAUGUCGUGCGUUGUAUAUUUCAAUGUAUAUCGAAUUUAAAAUAAAACGUCCCUAGGCGAUAGCACAUGCGGCGCAAACCAACAACCCCUUUAUUCUGGCAUAUAGCUCAGGCUCAACUUGGAAGUCCACUAUCCCAAAGCGAUACCAGCGAUGACGAGGUAAGCCUUGGUACCGCUAUACUGUGCAACCUACGGCAAAAUGUCUAAGACAGUGUGGACCGGAAGAGGUGUAGGCACUGGACCUGAAAAAAAAAAUGUCGCCAAGGUGAAGGUGACUGUUCACCCCUGGCAAAGUAUGUGUGUGUGGAAACUGAACUAAUUUUGUUCAACGCCUCGGAAGAAAGAUGAACCACUUUGGCACGUGAAGCCUCAGAAAAAUCCUCAACAUCAAAAUACAGGAAAAAAUACAUUUCUAUACCACUUCAGUGCAGUCCGAUGUUGAGACAAUUGUGAUAAUGUCACGCGACCACUUGCCCAAAAAAAAAGAAUAUACUAAUGCCAGCUCAAACAUGGUUACCCUUAAAGACAAAAAAAAAAAGGGUUUUAAAGAACAUUUAAAAGAAAAUUUUAAAAAUUAUAGGUUAAGUCUGUGCUUGGAGACGUUUACUUCGUCAAGAUGUCUUAUCAGCCACUUGCUGCACCCACAGAAAGAAUCAGUUCCAAAACAAACCCCGAUGACUUCGAAUGGCCUUGAUCUAUUUCCACGGACGAAUGAAACAGUGUUCCAUUGAUUCUGGGGGUUUGAAGAUCAGUUGUUGUUGUUUUUUGGCCUUCUCCUUCUUUGUCUGAAGUCGUGCGUGUCGAUGGCGAACGAAGGAGAAUUUUGGAAGAACUUCAUUUAUUGAAACGACCAGAGAUGUUGAAAAGUUUUUUUUUUAAAAAUAUUUCGUGGAAGGACACAGAUUCAUCUGAAAUCUAAUUGGUCUACUUGAAACAAUCGAUCAGUUUGUGAAUAAAAUCACUAUAGGAUAAUUGGAGCGUAAAGAAAUCACUUCACUUCUGACCUUGAAAUAAUGGUUCGCUUUGUGAAUAAAGCACUAUGGGAUGAUGGAGAGCAUACAGCUGUUACUUCUGAUCUUGAACUUGAAAAUAAUUUAAAAUUGAAACGCUGAUAAAACUUUUACAAGAAUUUCGGUGGUUUCUCUUCAUUUUUUUUAAAUUUUAUUUUCUAUUAAAUGGAAAUCUUAUGUAUAAAUAAAUAUUUUCCUUAUUUAAAAAGUAUAUUUAUUGUGAGAUAUAUUAUUUGAGAUUUCCAAAAGAUAUUAGACGUGGCCAUAAAAUCAAAAUUUUCGACGUGCAUUGUUUAGGUAAUUUCAUCGAAGAUAUUUAUUUAUGAAUUUGUAGCGAACAACUCCUGCAGUUUAAGAGAGAAAGAAAAGUUUUAAUUGGGUUAGAGCGCGGAUUAUUGAAAGUAAAAAAUGAUUAGCAAAAAAAAAAUAAAUAAAUAAAAUAAACAAAGUGAUUAGGUUACAGAAUCAGUCUACUAAAAAGAUAUAUAUUAAAAAAAUAAUUCCCCAUUGUGAGAUUGUUACAAUUUUUUUAUAAAAUCAUACGAGUUUUAAAAAUUGAUAGGUUCAUGCAAUAUGGGAAGUAAAAAAGAAAAAUGUGAUUUCAACCUUUUGAUUGACAACAUCGUACUAAUUAUUUCUUCUCGUCUUUCCAGGUCACUGUCGCGCAAAAGCCUCGUCCUCUUGGUGCUCAUCACAUUCGCCAUCUGCUUCUAUCUUUUUGCGACGUACACAGACAUCGUGCCGACUUUACUGCCGUUCUCAGUUCUCGUCCCAGGCGAUGUCUCGGCGGUCUGGUCUCGGGGUCCACACCAUUACCGUGAAGCGAACGCCGACGAAAGCACAACAGGCGUCCCCGAAUUUGCAGCGAGUUUUUCAGAAUGCACCACUGGUGCUGCUUCCGCUCACGUUAGAAACACGACCACUGAUGUCGCCAACAGUACAGUUUCAAAUAAUCAAAACACUUCUGACGUCAUUUCUUCGGAGCUUCACCAAAAUACGGACAUGAUGGGUCAGUGCAAUCGCUUGCCUUUCCUUGCGUGCGAUCAGACGAAGAUGAACGUUUCUGUUACCAAGCAGUUCCGGGUCUCCGUUCUGCGACGUCCGUCAUGGAUGCAAGCAUUCAGUUUCCACCAGUGUGAAUAUCCCAACUGUCUUUUCGACGACUCCCAGGUUACCGAGGACACGGAUCUAGUCAUCCUGUACGUGGGGGGCCUCAACGAUAACUACAGACCACCUAAAAGAUGGCCCCACGAGAGGUACGCGGCGGCAGUUUGGGAAUCACCGCAUCACACGGGUGCAAGUUUUCUAUACGGUCAGUACUUGAUGUUUAUGUUAUAUACAGUCCCGUAUCCAGAAAUUUAUUAGAAAUAUAUUUGCACAAUUGGAAUCAUUCAAAAAAAAAAAACACAAAUAAAUGAUACUAAAUAGUUUACAGUUGUCCCCAUUACUCACUCGCACUUCAAUCACUUUAUUUAUACCUCCGUUGAAUGAGUUCCAUUUCGAGCAAACUUCUCUUCGAGCAAAAAUCAUUUGUUAAAAAAAUGAUUUGGAAUAAAUUGGUUUUGUAUUCAUUUCUAGUAACCGACUAGUCUAGGGGUCAUGGCAGAAAUUUGAAAAGACUAAAAUACGGGGAGCCAGAAAAUCUCAAAGAAGGGAGACAUUCUCUCUAAUCGUAAUUCCGUCUGGUAAAACGCAUAGUUUUGUUGUUGUCACGCGUGACCCUUUCGUUCGGUCGAUUGAGUCCUUUCUCGUACUCACCCUUAAGGUCGCCUGUGUUGACGGGACAAGCGUUACAGCUCCAGGUUGCUGGGUCCAGGGGAAGGGGAGGAGGUGCUGAGUGAUGGGGAAAAAAGAAAAUGGUAUUUUCUAUUGCCAGUUAUUAAUAGACAUUUGUUGUUUUUGGGUUGUUUUUUUUUGUUGAUAAUUUUCAGAAUGCAAUUUGUAUACUCAAAAUUUGAUAUAUAUAAUAUAUAUAUAUACAUAUAAACACAUUAUAAAAAGACUUUAUUUCCAACACGACUUGAAAGCGCACUGAAAAGUAUAAUUAAAUUUUAUUAAAACCCUUUCCUCAUCAAACCUCAUUUGCUACAAACGCAUGCAUGAUACAACACUUACAAUAUCAUACAUGCAAAUGAAAAUGCAUUCAAAGUUUUUAGGCAAAUAAACUUUGUUUUUAAGGGUUGUUUAUUUUUUUAUAUUUUUUUUUAUAUCAAUGCCAUCGCUUUGCAGAUGCAUGUUUGACACUGAAACAUUUAUUUUCAUGAAUUCAUCACGUACUGACAAUUUUAAGUAAGUUGGAUACAUUUGUUAGGAUUUUUUUUUCCCCAAGCGAGUUUUAAAAAUAAAACAAUAUCGUCCAAACAGUGAAAGCAGUGGAUAACUCGGCUUAGUGCUGCCUGGGGUGUGUCAAGCCUUUUGCCGCACCUCCUCUGCGAAAAUGAUUGACCCCUCAAUAAUUUGAUAAAAAAUGGCCGCCAUUGGCGGAUCACCGUGUAAGGAACACCACCCCCCCCCCCCCCUUUUGCCGCACCUCCUCUGCGAAAAUGAUUGACCCCUCAAUAAUUUGAUAAAAAAUGGCCGCCAUUGGCGGAUCACCGUGUAAGGAACCCCCCCCCCCACUUUCAAGCGCCAAUAAACAAUAGUCAAUCAGAGGAAUUGCUGAUACUGAACCGUACUGAAUGACAUAAUAUAGUAACACCAUUAAGUAGUUUCAACUCUUAGCGAAAAUACACGCUGCACCGAUUCCUUGCUUAAUUGAUAUUUAGUAUUUUUUAACAUGCAUUAUCCUGUAGCAUUGCUUUAUUAGUUAUCUUUUCAAUCUCACUGUCGAUUUCAGACAGUCACUCCGUCUGGAAUCACGCCUUCAACCUGACUGCCACCUACAGGACCGACUCCGACAUCUUCAUCCCGUACAGCAGGCUGAGGUUCCAGCCCAAGCCUGUGAAGGAGAGACCCAACUACGGUAGGCGGAUUAUGUUUAGUAAAUAAAAUAAUAAUAAAAAACGAUUUUCUGUUCUGAUGGGAAAAAAACAACAACUCUGUAGUUUGGCUGAAAUUAUACACUUUAAAGAAAAUUAAUCAUUUUGACCUAUACGAAUGUGCCCUACCUGAUUUGACCAUUCGUGACAAGGGUCGGUUGGCGAUAGAGUUGCCCAUGCUGGGUUCACAUAUUGCAAACCGUAUAUGGCCUAAAAGCAUUUGAGGAAAAAUUCAUGCUAAAGUUUAUAUUAUGCCAAAGGGGUCAGGUGACCUAUUAAGAACACAACUUUAAGGGAUAUGGAGAAAAUUAAACACAUUAUAAUGCAAAACAAAUCCAUAACGAAAUGGUGUACAUUUUUUUAGGAUUUAUGAAACCAGACGGGUAGCUAAGGGUGGGGGCAGAGAGGAACAGAUGUCCCCGGGUUGCCAGACUAGUUGGAGGUGUCAAAAUCGACUUUAAUUAAUUAUAUUUUUAAAAAAAUGAAAAUAGCGUGUUUCACAUUUGAGUGUUGGGGUUGGUUGGGGGGGGGGGGAGAAUGGAUCUUUUCUCCAGGUACCAGGCUGGGUGCGCCAUUGUUUGUUAGUCGGUCUAGCCAAAGCCCAUUCCCCCCACCCUUAUAAAAAAAUGAAAAUAGCGUGUUUCACAUUUGAGUGUUGGGGUUGGUUGGGGGGGGGGGGAGAAUGGAUCUUUUCUCCAGGUACCAGGCUGGGUGCGCCAUUGUAUGUUAGUCGGUCUAGUCAAAGCCCAUUCCUCCCAACCUUUCUCACAUUGUAACCGUUUGAUAAUAAUAUUUAAAAAAUUUACUAAAGUACUAAUAGAAAAUCCAGUAGUCAUGGUCAAACGCGACACCAUGAGGUGAUAUCAGGGAUUAUUUUUGAAAAUUUCCCCCGGGGUGGGGGCACUUCAGAUUUUUCAGGAGGCAGUGCCAGCAGUGCCAGCAGUGCCAGUUGAUUUAUUGUUGGAUAUAUUUUUGCUCGGAGCGGGGCACUUGGCUUUCCAGGGGGUAGUCAGUCCCCCCCCCCCGAGAUCUAGAUGAAAGAAACCCCCUGGUUGAUACGCCAUGUUCUCUCAGAGCACGACAGGUCGUCAAACAAUGCUUAGCAGCAGGUAGCAAAACAGUUUGAGAUUGGUUUUGAUGUAAAAACAUGAGCAGCAUGGUGGUGGUGGUGGUGUCGGUGGUGGUGCCUACAUGUAAACUGUAUGCACCUUAUCCCUCGCGAAGUCAUGUCAGUAGAUGUUGUGAGCGCCUUUUACGCUGAAAAGGCGUACUGACUGGUAAACAUGUUUGUCGCAAAUUGUGGUGUGCUCUUUAAGGGUAGCUUGAGUAUGUAAACGGCUUGGGGAGUUAGAUGUAGGUGUUUUAGUGGAAACAGCUCCAACGGACAACUGCGCGGUGUCAGAUGAAUGCACAGCAGCUUACGAUUGUAUAUAUAUAUAUAUAUAUAUAUAUAUAUAUAUAUAUAUAUAUAUAUAUAUAUAUAUAUGCAGUUGAGUAAGAAGAGGGUUGCUGAGGUGUGGGGCCUGCGCCCCCGAUGACUCGUACUUCUUUCUAUUGAGGGGCAUUAUCUUUCGCUUGCUGUGUGCGUCUGGAAGGGGGCGGAAAUUUUUUAGCCCGCCCCGAUUUGAGCGAAAACCUAAAAAUCUUGCUGCGUCACUGGGUACAUCAGAACAUCAGUAAGGGUCCAAUAUAGCUAGUAAUUUAGUACAAAUUUAAAGUAUAUUAAAUCUUUUCUUAGCUCUGGACUUAUUAAGUGUCCGGGCCUUACUUUUGCGACCACUCGUUGAGAUAAUCAAAUGAUUAUUAUUUUUAAAAUGUGAUGUCCACCAGGUGAGAUUGCCAAGAUGAAGAAUAAAACUGCCGCCUGGUUUGUCAGCAACUGCAAGACGCAAUCAAGACGAGAAGAUUAUGUCAAAGAGAUGCAGGUAACGGGACACAAGUGAAUGGUUGUUUGGUUAAUUGUAUCAUGGCAUGUGUACCUGAUUGUUUUGUUGUUUUUUGUUGUUGUUUUUUUUGGGGGGGGGUGGGGGGGGGGCGUUGGUGCGAUUUGCGAUUAUGGAUCAUACAUAUGAAACGGUGUAGUCAUCACGAAGUGGGCAGAGGGUGGCGGGAGUGUGGGGAGAGGGGCGGGCAGUGCUCCCAUUUCAACUCUGAUCGACAAAGGAGCAGGAUUUUGAAGAAUAUGUUUUAACCUAAUGACACAACCCUGCGGCAUUCUUAUUGUGUUCGAACGUUAGCCUCCUCUGGCCCUGAUGUCGAAAGUUGUGUCGGAUGCCAUACUGUGUUAUUUACUGCUCUAAUUUGUUCAUGAUUGAGGAGCAAAUGUGAAAGAAACAAAAAGUUACUGAACUAAUUUUACGUAUAUAUGAUAGUAGCUUUAAAUCUGUAUAAAUUAUUCGUUACUAUUUACCAUAUGCCCCCCCCCCCCAAUUUUUCACGACAUCAAAAAAACUAAAUAAUCUCAUCAGGAAUCAUUUUGUGAAUAAUUUCAAGCGUCUGUUACACUCCAGGAUUUAGCCAAAGAGUUGGAUACGCACAUUAUUUGGCUCUGAUAACAUAGUAGCACACCAUAUUCAUUUAUAAAAAAUUAAUUGCGUUGCUUUCAAGAAGAAUUUAAGACAAGAAAUAGCCGCUACUUUAACUGGAAAAUUGAAUCAUUAAAAAAAAAAUACCAACUUGGGUUAAGGCAUGCAUUUUUUUAAAAGACUUUCUCUCACAUGCAGAUUUGUCUAGACUUAGCUCUGACAAAUUUUUAUUUUAUUUUUUUUACAUUUUUAUAUUUUGAUUUUCUUUUAUUAUUUUCCACAUCAGUUCCAGUUGCGAAAACGCAUUUGGAAAACAAAAAUGCGUUUAGUUUGCGUUUUGUUUUUUUUCUUUAUUUACACAAAAGUGACCACAUUAUUUAUGUAACACCAAUUAAGUAGUGAUGGUCUCUGUACCUUGUUUUUCCCCCCCUGGCAGCCAUCAAAAUAUUUAUACAUUAUGAAAUCGAUUAAUGUUUGUGCUUCUAGAGGUGAUUAAAUUUUACUCCUGAGAUUGUUAUCUCAAAAGAAUGAUUUUGACAAAACAAAACAAUUAGUCAUUCAAAAUUAAACCCAUCCAAGAUUGACACCAUCGAAUUUUGCAGAUGUACACAUAAGCUGUACACUUUAAUCAUAGUAAAAAAAAAGAUAUUCUUCUGGACUGCCGUUUUUGGCUAUACUAUUUCUAAAAAUAUCUUUCAUUUUUUUUUUUUGAACUUCCAGAAAUAUAUCGACGUGGACAUCUACGGAGCAUGCGGCCAGCCCUGCUCCAAAGACAACCCCGAUUGUUUGGCACAACUGCCCUGGCAGUACAUGUUCUACCUCUCCUUCGAGAACUCGAUCUGCACGGACUAUGUCACUGAAAAACUCUUCAAGCUCUUCGAGCCGGAAAUGCACAUCGUUCCAGUGGUGAGGGGCGGGGCCAACUACGACCGGCACUUGCCCAAGGACACUGUCGUCAACGCGGCCAACUUCAAGUCGGCCAAAGAUUUGGCGCUGCACUUGAAGACACUGGCCGGUGACUGGAAGGCCUACAGCAAACUGCUGGAGUACAAGGACAUGUACCGGUCCGACAGCAGUCAAGGGAUUGACGGGAUAGCUUGUAUUGCUUGCAAGUUUCUAAACACAAAGCCGGUGGAGAGUAAGGUCUACGAUAUGAAAGCGUGGAUGGGAGACAACCACUGCAGAGAACCGAAUGACAUAACGUGAUCAAGAGUUAAUCCGCUUCAUUUCGCUUCGUUUCGUAGUAGGGGUAACUCAAAGGGAAACGACCCAAAAAAGUAGCAGGAACUUCUCCAGUUCGCGUUCGUUUCAUUUUGAAGUAGAGUUGGAUUUCAACCAAAACGCUGGUCGGUCGUCCCAUCGGCUUAUGAAGAAAUGUUUAAAUGCUGUGAUUCCAGCUUCAUCGAACCACUCCUGCCCAACCAUCCCCCCCCCCCCUUUUCCCACAUAUAUUGAUCGGGUAAUAAUAGAAAUUAAGAAUCUUUCUCUUCUAAGAAAAAAAAAAUUACUUUUAAAGAUAGGAUUUCAACCAAAACGCUGGUCGGUCGUCCCAUCGGCUUAUGAAGAAAUGUUUAAAUGCUGUGAUUCCAGCUUCAUCGAACCACUCCUGCCCAACCAUCCCCCCCCCUUUUCCCACAUAUAUUGAUCGGGUAAUAAUAGAAAUUAAGAAUCUUUCUCUUUUAAGAAAAAAAAAAUUACUUUUAAAGAUGUGUGGUCUACGCGUGACUCAAUGAACACUGGAAAUGUAGCUUUUGGGACAGGUUUACUGGAUUCUUGUCAAGAAAAUAUUUUGAAAAAAAAAUUGACUUUGGUUUAAACCAAAAAAUAUAAAACAACAACAAAAACAACAAAAACAACAACAAAAACAACAACAACAACAACAAACAUGAACCUCAAAAUAAUUACACUAAGAAAACUUUAUAUGCAAAAAAAAAUGUUUUUUUGCAAAAUUUAAUGCAAGUCUCUUUCUCACUUUAAAAAAAAAAAACUUUUAAAGAAAUAUAUUUUAAGAACUGACUUUUUGUAAAAACUUUUGUUGUUUUAUAAAAGUUUAUUGUCUAAAUGUAGAGGUUUUUUUGUUUGUUUGUUUUUUUUUUUGCUUGGCUUUUAGUCAAAUUUAAUUUGUUGUUGUGUGUUAAAAUGCCUGUAUUCUGUGAAGUCCUGUUUGUUGACCCUGCCAGUGUAAGGACGUUACGUGCCAUCGACUGCCUAGGGAUCCGACAGUCCCGUGUUGUCUGAAAUGCCCUGCACACUUAUAUUAAUUUUAUUAUCAUUCCAAGCUUGCAAAAUAAAUAACUAAAAAAAGACCUUGGUACGUUGACAAUCGGGAGUUCCCAUUGCAGAUUUGUUGUGUGUUAGUUCUUUUUAGUAAAAAACUGACUAUAAUAUUGAAAAGCUGUGCGCUCGGCGUGUGCCAUGUUGGCUUACUGCAUAUUUUGAAUUUGUUUUUACACUUUUUCUGGCAUUUCAGAAAUAUUUUUUUUUUAAUCACUAAUAAUGCCCACUCUAAUAAAAAAUAAAAUAAAAUAUGUUGUUUUAACUGGUUGCUUCAUGCUAUAAUUUAACUAGUCCUACCUGUCCCAAAAUAAUUCUUUGAUCCCGUUCAGAAUAAUUGAUGCAAAAAAAGAAUUUUGUUUUUAUUAUGUGAAUAAUCCUUUCUGCUAGUAGUUAACUAUCACUAACUCUUAUAAGAAUAUACUGUGAUGUAAUAAAAAAAUAUAUAAUACUGCCAAUAACAUGACUGAUUGUUGAUUAUCCCCAUCCGUCAUUAUUUCACAAUGAAAUUCAAAUUUAAUGCAAAUCAUAAGGCAAAUUCGGACAAAACGCGGUCAUGGCAUGACUUCCCAAAAUCUUCGUAUUUUAUUUGCAUUUUACAGGGGGAUUGAAAAAGGACAAACUAUUGUUUUAUAUUAUUUCUUAUCAUGUGGUCUACUUUUUUUAAUGAACAUAUUUUGUUAAUAUGAAUAGCAAAAUAUAUAUCUUUUGGUUUUCCUGUUAACAAAAAAAUGUGUCCAAUAAAAAAAUAAAAAUUGUUUUUCUUUCUGUUCAUUUAGUCCACUUUUUUAUUGGACAUAUUUAGUUAACACAAAUAAAUAAAUAUAUAAAUAUAUAUAUAUAUACAUCCGACAUUCCGCUAUGUUAUAUGCCUUGUUAAAUUGUGCCAUUAAUUUAAAUUAUCACUUUGUAUUGAUUCUUUUCUCACAUGCAAUCUAAAAUUAAUGUAUUACCAGUUGUUGUUUUUUUUUUUUUUUUUUUUUUUUUU